Molecule: messenger RNA, 6367 nt
Organism: Pocillopora meandrina
Lineage: Eukaryota; Metazoa; Cnidaria; Anthozoa; Scleractinia; Pocilloporidae
Source: the annotation of a GenBank genome assembly
AUGCCCCGAGUCGGCAGAUAUUUUAAACUCGUAAUCGACACUACCAGGUGUAUUUCGAAUGCAAGACUUUUUACAACAUGUAGUAAACGAGGAGGUACCUUCACAUGUGGUCAUAUGAUAAAUUCUGGCAAAUAUUUUCCGCCAAAACGUCCAUUUCCGGCAGCUUUACAGUGUUCAAAAUUAUCACAAGACAGCCGACUAACAAGAAUAAGAAAAACUCUACCUGAUGAAAUAUGGUCAAUUAUUAUUGUGGGUAAGAUUAUCGCCCAUUAAAAGCAACCAAUAUAUGUUAUAGUUAAAACUUUCAAUCGGAAAGGGCGUAUUCCCAAGGGUAAUCUUUUUUUUUCUAUUGUUUUCCUAAUCCAAAUACUACAUGCAUGAUGAACUAUGGGGGUUAUAUCUAUAUUUAAUAUCUUUUAAUUUUAACAUGUGUCAACAAAGUUUAAGUACUGUCUUCCUUUAGGUUAUGACAAUGUGUUCAAAGCUCAGAAAAGUAAAACUAAGAGUUACUGAGCCACAGCAUGCCUAAAUGUCAGGAAAGUGCUUCUCUAAGUUUUUCAGAUCUCUCUGGUGACCUGGGCAGAAUAUUAGCCUAAGAUCUUCCCAUGUUAUUUACCAGAUGGACUUCCUAGAGUUUUAUUACCUGUUGAUCAUCAAAUCAUACAUUUGUUAUUAUCAACAUUAUAAUUAUCAACAGUAUUGUUAAUGUCACCAUCAUCAUCCUGCCUCACCAUACCAUCAAUGUUAUCCUCAUUAUUUGAAUUCUCAUGCGAGGCAAUACUUGCAAGACUUGUCACUGGUCUCAUACUGAACAGAUGUUUCUUACCAAGAUUACAGUCUUCAAAUGUGCUAGAACUUAAGUAGCAUAGUUCUGAUCUUAUUUUUAAAAUGCUAUACAAAUAUUUUUAAUUAGCAUUACUUACUAUGGGCUAAGAAGAGUUUCUGAUUGAAAAUUAUUUCCAACUGCUUCAAUUUUUAUUUUCCUCAUCUAAGAGAUCAUGGUAGUGUAUAAAGAACAGAGGAAUCUAGUUUGAAAUUAUUUCAAAUUGAAUUUCACUUUAAACUGAAACAUAUAUUAGGUGUUAUAGAAGCAAAUUUUAAGGUCAAUGUUUGUUAUUACAGCACUGGGUGGUGUUCUUGUAUUUACAUAUACACAAUAUGAAAAAGUUCUGUAUGGCAAAAGGAGCCCCCCAAGCUUGCAAAACAAGUUAAAGAUGGCUAAGGUAAGAAAACGUAGGACUCUGAAUAUGAAUAUUAACUCUUGAAAGAUGUUAGUUUGACUUCCUGCAAUUUUGACUCUGGCUGCUGGGAUGAAUUGGUAGGGUGCUGGACUACUGAUUAAGAGUUUGAAGGUGAAAUUCCACACUGAGCUAAAACUUAAUUCCUAAUCCUUGCAAUCUACACAUCUAAAUGUCAAUUCUCUUCUUUGUAAUUUUAACCCUUUAACUCCCAACAUCUCAUUUGGAAUUCUCCUUACUGUCAACUGUACAGUUCUUGUGAUGUUAGUUUGGAGAAUUUGGUAUUGGAUCAACUAAUGAUCCCCUUAUUGAUAUUUUUCGUUUUUCUCAUCACUUGUCUGCCUUAUAUUGUCUUGGAAUUGUAAGGAGAAAUUCUGUUUUGGUUACUCAUAGGAUUUAAAGGGUUAAAAGAUUUGGCAUUGAGAAUUUGGUUUUAGCCUUUUCACUCCUAAGAUCCUAACUGUCUGUCAAACAAUUCUAAUGAUGUUAGUGUUGAGAAUUUGGUAUCAGAUCAGCUGAUAAUCUCAUAAUUGAUAUUUUUUUAUUCUCAUCACUUGUCUGCUUGAUGUUGUAUUGAUACCAUAAGGAGAAAUUCUCUCUUAGUCACUCAUGGGUGUUGAAGGGUUAAAUUACAAAACAUCCCCCUAUUUGAUACUCCUUUGUCCUCUCAUCCCUCAACUGUGCGAUAUAGUAAUGAAACUGUAAAGAGAAAUUCCUUUUUCACUGUCUUGUUCUGUACCAUUAGGCUGGCAGAAAGUUUUCUCACCGAACUAAAGACUUAUAUAUUGAUCAAGAAGAGCUAAAUGACCCAAAAUACUGGAACCUUUUCAUCCUUUCUAUACCCAACAUACUUAUAAACAAUUUUUAUUCUAAUAGAAAAAAGCUUUAGAUGGAGACAAAACACAGUCAAUCAUUUUGCUGAAGGAGGCUCUUGAUCUUAUACAUGAUUAUCUUAAAGAAAUUAAGCAAGAUUCAGGUGAAGAACUUCAUCUGGAUGACAAGGAUACAAUAAAAGUGCAAAAGUACCUCACUUAUGUACUGGAACAGGUAAGAACAAGAAGGUUUUUAAAUCUGAAUCAAAUGUUGAAAGUACCCUAUUUUCAAAAGGCAAUAAAUUUCUAAACAACCUGUGGUGCUGUGUCAGUGGGACAUAUUACAAGAUAAUUUGGUCCUAUCAACGGAAAAUUGGCCAAUAUAAAGAGAUUCCAAAGUUGACAUUUUGAAUGUUACCGGUAACCACUCCAUCUUUUGUUAACACUCAAAACAUCAGCUUUAAAAACUCUUUACAGAGGCCAGUUUGCAUUAUAAACUCAGUUGAGAAAACCAAAUUAUCCUAUUUUCUAUUGAGCCAAGUUGUAUGUAUUUCAAACUCUAUAUAACUUUAUUUAUGUGUUUGUCUCUACUUGCAGCUGGCAAAUCUCACAUUUGAGCUUCAGAGAUGGAAUGAGGUACCAUAUGCCAUUGCAUUUAUUGAGCAUGUUGUUUUUGAAACCUGACAGCAACAUAGUUUAACCCUUUAACUUCCAAGAUCUGGUUGUUAAUUCUCCCCUCUAGCUGCUACACAUUUCCUUGUAAACUAGUUAGGAGAAUCUAAAGUUUGAUUGAGUUAAUAUCUUGCACCUGAUGAGUUUGAGUAUUCUCACUACCUGUUUGCUGGACAAUGUGUGGAUGAACAGAUUUUGAGCUUGUAGCUAAUAGAAGCAUUCAUAAUUAUGUUCUUUCAAACCAUUGAUUUUCUUCAAUCUUGAUUCAGGCAGAGCAUUAUUUCCGCCUCUUACUAAGAGACCUGUUGUCACAGGAAACUCCUAAGGUCAGUGGCAAUUAGAUCUUUAGUGUUGUGAAUCAUUAAAUGCGUAACAAAUUAUAUCACAAUAAUUAUGGCAGGAACAUCUGUAAAGGCCAACUAGGGGAAGUAUUUAUUGGCCAUGGUAAAGAUGUUUGUCAUCAUUUUAACAGCUGUGAAAUUAAUUCUCUGGCAGAGUUGAUAUCUGUCAAAGACAGAGACAAUCUCAGGAAAAACUUUUAAGUAGAGACAUUUGAUACAAGAUCAGUAGAAUAUUUCUGUUGCUUUUUGGUAACCUCACACAUAUACAAUGUUUAGGUGUGAAGAAGCAUUAGGAGAGCUGAUAGUUUCACAAAUACUGUUAUCACUAGGCUUUAGCAGGGAUGGUCAACAGUUAAGUUAAAAGCAUGUUAAAGAAAGAUGGUUUUAGUCAGGUCACAAAUGUGGGACAGAGAAAACAAAGUCUUAGUCUCCUUCCAGUUCCUAAUUUCUGAGUUUCAAUUUCUUGUGGGGAUUCAGAAUUUUUUCUUUAUCCCAAGCUCUUGACCUGACAAAAAACAUACUUUCUCAUUCCAUUACAAAGCUUCAAGUGUGCCAUCUUUCCUAUUCUAAAAAAAAGUGGUGUUGCAACAUUAUUGGGUGCUCUGUUUCUUUGUAUGACAGGAUGAUGAUAGUGUCAUUGAGGUGUCACUGAAGCUGGCUCUUGCAUGUGCUCAUCAAGACAAGUGAGUAAAGUUGAUUUUAACCAGAUAGAGAAAAGUAAAUUACUUAAAAUGCUGUUGUUAUUUGGGGCAGGCUACCUGGUGAGCUGUUUACCAACAAAAACAGACAGAUUGGUUUCAGUACCAGAGAGAUUUGCCAUCUCUGUCAAGCAAAAUUGGCCCCCAUUUUGUCUGAAACUAAGAAAAUUAGAGUAAAAAUUUUCAUUAACUGCCUACUUUGCAGUUUUUGCUGUGUACUUCAAAUUGAUUGAAACCCAGGAGCCUUUGUAUUCUUUGAGACUGUUUUGCAAUGCUUUUCAACAGACUCUUUCUUAUUUUACAGGCACGCUCUGGCCAUACAAGGUUUCCAGUGGGCUACCAAUACAAUACAAAAGAAAGUGGAUGAGCUACCAGCUACAACAGACAAUAGGUUGGUAAUUAUAAUCAUGUUGCAAUUGAAAAAUGGUUUGCUCUAUUAGUAUCGUUAUUGUUAUUAUUUUCAGCUUCUUUACUUAUCUCCAUAGCUUGAGCACAGGCAGACCAUGCUAUGUGUUCAUGGUUAAUAAUUGUUGACAUGAGACAAACAAAAUCUAUGAGAGUUAUGAAUAAAGCUCUGAAAAUUACAUAGCUAAAUUACAUCUUGGUCUGAAUAUCUCACUAACGUUAAAUAAAAUGUUAAUCAACUCAUUUGUGAUAUUUUUUGCCUUCAUGGGCUGUUUGAAGUGUCUUUGUACAAAAUACUUUUUGAAGUGGAGAAGGUCAUGGCUGGCGGCCCCCAAGUUGCAAGCCUUGUCUCCCUUUCCAAAAGUAAUUUUGUUAAAAUAUUUUGUUCGUCUCAUGUCAACAAUUAUUAACUACGGAGACAUAGCGUGGUGUGCCUGUGGCUUGAGUGCCUGGAUAAGGUAACGAAACUAGAAUUUUACAAUUUAUUCCGUUCUUAUCUGGCUUAUUUAGUGCGUGUCUUUUGUUUCAGUAAGGCACUGUUAGGUGUGUGUUUAGAAGGUUGGGGCACUUAUCUACUGGCUCACGAUAAGCCCGCACAGGCAGCCCAACUGUUGUUAAGAGCCUUGAAUAUUUCCAAGGAGGUGUUGGGAGAAGACCAUGAACAGGUAGGAACAGUACAUUGGGAAAGCAGAACAUUGUGUCUUUGGGAAACCGUCUGACAAUAGUCCUUAGAGCAAGUAAAUGACAAUAUUUCUCUGAGGGAUUCAACAUCCAGGGAAAUAUUUUUAGGUAUGCCUCAUUUGGAAUUAUCACCCUCUUGUUAUUUUCAAUUCCCUUCAGUUUAAUCAAUUUUCCCUGUCCAUACCAAGACAGACGCUAUCUAGGUUUAGUCAGUAUAUAAAGCAGUGGAUAGCGUUGAAGGCGCGCUCUGAUUGGCUACUCAAACACUUCAAAUCCCCUGCUAUUCGCCUCUGAGCAACUCGUGAGUUCCGCAUUGCCGGAACAAAUUAGUUUAACUCAUCUUUUUGUGCUAAUAUAUCUCACUGGUUUAGUAUUAGUAAAACAACUCUUCUUCUCGGUGUCAGUGGCUGGUGGUAGAUCUCCACCUCGCCGCUUUGUGGCUCGGUAAAUAACUGUCACCAGCCACCUUCACUUGGGUGAAUAGUUGUUAGUUAUACCUGGCAUUAUUUUUUCGGUCUUGGUAAAUGGAUGUGUAUUUUUUAUUUAUUUAUUUAUUUAUUUUUUUUAGCUGUUCAAUUAAUGAUUUUUCAUGUUGAUGCAAACCCUACGAUUGAUUUUGAUUUUUGUUCCAUUAAGACGACAGUGAUCCUUAACAACCUUGCAAAAGCCCACGCGGAAAGUGGCAACUAUGAACACGCAGAAGAACUUGCUAGAGAAGCGAUACGCAUCGCUGAGAAGACACAAAGCACACAUCUCUCUCGGUUUAUGGCCAACCUGGGAACAAUUCUUAAUUUGGAAGGUAUGAUCUAAAAACUUGAUAAAUUAGAGUUGAUUCUUUCACGGAAUAGCUAGCCUGCAGACACACUCUCCGUACUUGUGGUGAGGCGUGCACGAAGAACGAGUGACCCGCAAGAGGAAAAGUACGAAAAAGAAUCCUCUCGCGCGUGAUCUCUCCUUCGCACACAAGGUUGCUCAACUGAAGAAAAACGAAGGGGUGUACCUUUCUUUUAAAGACACCAUGGCCCGCGCAAUUUCUUUGGCGGACUCUUCCUUUUUCCUUACCCUUUCUGAUGAUUUUUGAAAAUCAUUUUUCUCCCCUCAGGAAAUGUGGCGAAAGCUAAGGAAGCUUUGAAGAGUGCGCUGAAACUAGCAAACGAAGCCAAGGACGAAGAAACUAAAGAAAUGAUUCAUAACAGUUUGACUGAGAUGGACAGUAAUCCCUCAUAAUGAAUCAAGAAUUAUGUCGAUUCUGUUAGAAAAGAAGAAUUUUAUAGAGGUCGAGAUGUUACAGUAAUGGGACGCUUUUUGACAAACUAGAGCGCUGCUCAAGCAAUAGACCACACUUUCUAUCCGUUUACCGGCGCGGGAUGUCGAGAGAACACUGAAAAAAAUUGUAAAGAUAGGGCUAAAUGGGUUUUUUACGCCGGUGAACCGAUAGAAAGGGCAGUGUGUUUCUAUGGUUUACCGGUGCAAUAAACGAUAGGAUUUUGACCAAUCAGGGCGCUCGUAUUGUAGUCUCU